Molecule: messenger RNA, 682 nt
Organism: Perognathus longimembris pacificus (Pacific pocket mouse)
Lineage: Eukaryota; Metazoa; Chordata; Mammalia; Rodentia; Heteromyidae
Gene: Tnnc2
Product: troponin C2, fast skeletal type
Exons: 6
Coding region: 83-565 (160 amino acids)
Cellular component (GO): myosin II complex
Molecular function (GO): calcium ion binding
Source: RefSeq, a predicted model, not a curated record
AGAAGUGGGCCAGGGCAUCUUUGGGGGUGGUGGAGUGCAGAGAAGGUGAUCUACAGCAGAGGAGACCCAGCGACCAGCAACCAUGACGGACCAGCAGGCCGAGGCCCGGUCCUACCUCAGCGAGGAGAUGAUCGCUGAGUUCAAGGCCGCCUUUGACAUGUUUGAUGCUGAUGGUGGUGGGGACAUCAGCGUCAAAGAGUUGGGCACUGUGAUGAGAAUGCUGGGCCAGACACCCACCAAGGAAGAGCUGGAUGCCAUCAUUGAGGAGGUGGAUGAAGAUGGCAGCGGCACCAUCGACUUCGAGGAGUUCUUGGUCAUGAUGGUGAGGCAGAUGAAAGAGGACGCGAAGGGAAAGAGCGAGGAGGAGCUGGCCGAGUGCUUCCGCAUCUUCGACAGGAACGCAGAUGGCUACAUCGACGCCGAGGAGCUGGCUGAGAUUUUCAGGGCGUCUGGGGAGCACGUGACGGAGGAGGAGAUCGAAUCCCUGAUGAAAGAUGGAGACAAGAACAAUGACGGCCGCAUCGACUUUGACGAGUUCCUGAAGAUGAUGGAGGGCGUGCAGUAAAAGAAACUGGCUGGUCAAGGUCCUGGGGCGUAGGCAGCUCCGCCCCCGCCCCGUGGGAGAGGCCAGGCCCCUUGGGCCCUGCAUCUGAAAGGAAUAAAAGCCAAUAUUGCAAAGCUG